AUGAUUCGUUAUGUCAGCAGAAUGGGUGAUUAUGAUUAUUUGAUCAAAUUUUUGGCGUUGGGAGAUUCGGGAGUUGGAAAAACAUCGUUUUUGGUGAGUAAUAUUUUCUAGAUCUUCAAAUAUUUUAUCAACAUUCAUUAUUUUCAGCAUAGAUACACUGAUAAUACUUUCACUGGUCAAUUCAUUUCAACAGUUGGAAUUGAUUUUAAAGAAAAGAAAGUGGUGAGUUCUCGAACAUUCUUGGAUUAUUUUUUUUUUCCUAUAUUAAAAAAAAACAAAAAUUUGUAGGUCUACAAAAGUGCUCGAGGUGGAUUUGGUGGGCGUGGUCAACGUGUACUUUUACAACUUUGGGAUACAGCUGGACAAGAAAGAUUCCGAAGUUUGACAACUGCAUUUUUCCGCGAUGCAAUGGGUUUUAUUUUGAUUUUCGAUAUCACAAAUGAACAAUCGUUUUUGAAUAUUCGAGAUUGGUUGUCACAAUUAAAAGUAACAGAUUCUCGGAGGAAAAAUAACAUGAAAAUGAAAGUUUUCAGGUUCAUGCAUACUGCGAAGCUCCAGAUAUUAUAAUUUGUGGAAACAAAGCAGAUUUGGAAAAUCGAAGACAAGUUAGCACAGCAAGAGCAAAACAAUUAGCUGAUCAAUUAGGGUAAGAAAAUGUUGGGAGAGAAAAACAGUAGUUCAGAAAACUUUGGAGCUACAGUAACAAAGGGUUUUAAAAAAUACAUAAAGCUAACAAUUUUUGCUAAUUUUUUGGUACACCAAAUUCUUCUUCAGUAAUUUUUCGUGAACUUUUAUGAAUUCCAACUAAAGCCUGAGAGAAUUACUAUUCCAAAAUUAAUAUUUUUAUAGAUUACCAUACUUCGAAACUUCUGCUUGCACUUCAACAAAUGUUGAAAAAUCAGUGGAUUGCCUUCUUGACUUGGUUAUGCAAAGAAUUCAACAAUCAGUUGAAACUUCGAAUCUUCCACUUUCAGGUAUUCCUUCUAUUUCGUUUUUAUUCAACCCCAAUAAAUUAUUUCCAGAAUGUCGUGGUGUUAGUUUGGAUAAUGAUGCAUCUUCAAGCUCAUCUUAUUGCGCAAAUUGUUAA
Molecule: messenger RNA, 1087 nt
Organism: Caenorhabditis angaria
Lineage: Eukaryota; Metazoa; Nematoda; Chromadorea; Rhabditida; Rhabditidae
Source: the annotation of a GenBank genome assembly